CUGGAGACUGUUGUUGAUUGUUGACAUCGUGAUGAUUACACGCGUGUAGUGACGAGUGUGGAGUAGGCUUGGUCAUUCUAUUCAUCGCUGAACAUAUUUUCGCCUUCAUGACCAGUUGAUUAGAUUCUAGAAUCUAUCCCUUGGAAUUUCUCAAGGAAAUAAUUUUCACACUGUUGCUUGAUAGGUAUGGCAGGAGGAAAGCGUGACAAAAAAGACAAAGAGGAAAGAAAGUCCAAGAAGGCUAAAUAUGAUGCAGAGGUCUACGAAGAUGAUGAUGACGUAGAUGUUGACAAUGCUAAAGAUGUACCUCAGUCAGCCACAAGAGAAUGUGUUGAAGCUGCACCUGAGGAUGAGUUUGGAGCUCAAGAUUAUCGAAAAACUUUGGAACUAAAGCUUGAUCAUGGUUCUAGGCCUUUGUGGAUCGCUCCGAAUGGUCACAUCUUUCUGGAGUCGUUCUCCCCAGUUUAUCGCCAUGCCCAUGAUUUCCUCAUUGCAAUCUCAGAGCCUGUGUGUAGACCAAUUCACGUGCAUGAGUACAAGCUUACUGCUUACUCCCUGUACGCUGCAGUCUCUGUGGGUCUGCAGACAAAUGAUAUCAUUGAGUACUUGCGGAGACUGAGCAAAACUUCCCUGCCUACUGGAAUUGUUGAGUUUAUAAAGCUGUGUACGCUCAGCUAUGGAAAAGUGAAGUUGGUCCUGAAACACAACAGAUAUUUUGUUGAAAGCCAGUACCCUGAUGUGCUCCAGAAGUUGUUGAAAGAUCCCUAUAUCCAGCAGUCUAGAAAGAGAGACCAGGAGGAGGGGGCGGGUGGUGAGGAUCUCAUCGCUGGUCAGCUCUCGGGGAAAUCUGCUUUACAGCUGAACAAACCUGCACCAAAGCCUGGAGAUCCCCAGGCAGGACCUUCGACUGGGGAAAAUGGAGAGAGUGAGGAGAACAAGGAGACAGUACCAGAAGACAUUUAUGAGCUCUAUGAUAAAAUGGACAAAGAGGAUGAUGAUGAAGACGCGGCACAGCUUAAGACUGUUUCUUUUGAAGUGAAUCAGGAUAUGAUUGAGGUUUUACAAAAAAGGUGCAUUGAAUUGGAGCAUCCAUUGCUUGCAGAGUAUGAUUUCAGGAAUGACUCAAUCAACCCUGAUGUCAACAUUGACCUGAAACCUUCCACUGUGCUGAGACCGUACCAGGAGAAAAGUUUGAGAAAGAUGUUUGGCAAUGGUCGAGCUAGAUCCGGAGUGAUUGUUUUGCCAUGCGGUGCUGGUAAAACCCUUGUUGGAGUGACCGCGGCCUGCACAGUGAGGAAACGGUGCAUCUGUUUAGCUACGUCUGGUGUUGCUGUGGAGCAGUGGCGCUCCCAGUUCAAGAUGUGGUCCACAGUUGAUGACAGCCUGAUCUGCAGGUUUACCUCUGAUGCUAAAGAUAAACCGAUGGGUUGUGCAAUAUGCAUUAGUACCUAUUCGAUGUUGGCUCACUCUACAAAGCGAUCGUGGGAGGCUGAUAAAAUGAUGAAAUGGUUACAGAACCAAGAGUGGGGUCUGAUGGUGCUUGAUGAGGUGCAAACCAUACCUGCCAAAAUGUUCCGACGAGUGCUGACAACGGUGAACGCUCAUUGCAAACUCGGUCUGACUGCCACCCUGGUUCGGGAGGAUGACAAAAUUGCUGAUCUGAACUUCCUCAUUGGUCCAAAGCUGUAUGAAGCAAACUGGAUGGAACUCCAAAACCUUGGUUACAUUGCUCGCGUGCAGUGUGCUGAGGUGUGGUGCCCAAUGACGCCUGAGUUCUACAGAGAGUACCUAGUCAUGAAGUCUCAGAGAAAACUGUUGUUGUCCACGAUGAACCCAAACAAAUUCAAGGCUUGCCAGUUCCUCGUACGUUACCACGAGAGACGGAAUGAUAAGAUCAUUGUCUUCUCCGACAAUGUGUUUGCCUUGAAACAUUAUGCAGUCAAACUGAACAAGCCAUAUUUGUAUGGGCCAACGAGCCAGGGAGAAAGAUUGCAGAUCUUGCAAAAUUUUCAACACAACCCCAAAGUCAACACAAUAUUUGUCUCCAAGGUUGCUGAUACCUCAUUCGAUUUGCCUGAGGCAAAUGUUCUGAUUCAAAUCUCUGCUCAUGGUGGCUCCAGAAGGCAAGAAGCUCAGCGACUGGGCAGAAUUCUAAGAGCAAAGAAAGGAUCCGCAGCUGAAGAGUACAAUGCUUUUUUCUACUCUCUGGUCUCCCAAGACACCAAUGAAAUGGCAUUCUCGUUGAAAAGGCAGCGCUUUCUUGUUAAUCAAGGCUAUAGCUACAAAGUUAUUACAAAAUUUGACGGCAUGGAACAGGAAAGUCUUCAUUAUAAAUCAAGAGAAGAGCAGGUUCAGCUUUUGCAGAAGGUCUUAGCGGCUACUGAUGAAGACGCUGAAGAAGAGCAUGUUUUGGGAGAUAUCACGUCAAAGGGCUCGUUCCACCGCAAGGUUGGAAGCAUGAACUCGUUGUCUGGAGCUGAUGAUGCUGUUUACAUGGAGUAUAGAAGACAGAAAUUCGUCCAUCCUCUCUUCAAGAAGUUCAAAAAGCCCUAAAACAUAUUUUACUUUUCAUUUAUCAUUUCAUUUGGCCAUCGUUUUGUAAAAAAUGUGAAUGAAUGAGAGAAUAAGUGUUAAGACUGUCUGCUGAAAGGACAUGAAACAUUUUGCAUUGUACAUCAUAAUAUAUAGUACAGAUAGUAGUACUGCCAGUGUUUUUUUUUUUGGUUAAUUUUUUAAAAUUGAGUAUUUCCCAUUGAAAUUACUGUAAAUAUGAGGUAGAGAAGAAAAAAAAAAGUGUCCUUGGGCAAUUUGGUAAUGUUGAAAUGUAUUUUAUUUUUUUGCCUAAUUAUGGUUACAUUUGAAAGGAAAUAAUGGAGGGCCAAAAGCAGAUCCAAUGUGGCUAGGCCUAUCCCAGUAUGAUGAUGUUUGAUCAUCCCAGAUUAAAGUUUCAGCUAUUUGGUGAGAAGAAGAUUACCUGCAAGGCUCUGACUACAUGGUACCUGGUGUCCAAAAAAAAAGAAAGACCCUUUUAAAGAGCAAUAACUCGGUCAUCUUUAUACCGAUUUCCAACGUAACUUUGAAGAAAUCAAAUUCUGCCAGGGGUACAUGAGGCUUACAAUUGUCAAAAUGAAACAAAUGAAUCAUCAUAUUCGAAAAAAAUCAAUUUUUAAAAUUUCAAGCAAAAUUGUGUGAAACACAAUACUCUGCCAACUUCUUAAAAGUCAGCAAUACUGAUCUAUUUCAAAUAGUCACUAUUUGUGCAUUGAAGAACAAAUUAAUGCACCAAAAAAAAAAUACAUUGCCAAAUAAACAUGUGACAGCUACCUAAAUCUCCAGGGAUUGGCCAUUUCUCUCAAUACAAGCUCCUAUAUAAGAUGCCACAGGAAAGUUUAGGGGAAUGGGGUGACCAUAUAUUUGUAAACUCACACAAUGGCCACUCUAGACAUUUGGGAUGUGGCCUCAUCCGACUGGAACCAGACCUCUACAGCAGAACACCUUUUCCUUCCCAAACUUCUGGAAAACUUCCUCAGCAUGGUGAGAUGUACAUCUGAUGUGACUAUUGUGGUUUUGCCAUCCUUGUCCUGAAACCAGAAUGGCCCCUUUAGAUGACCAUUUCUUAAUAAGUAAAAUUUUGAGUUUUACCAAUAUUUGGUUGAAAUUUUAAAAACUGAUAUUUCACAGACAAUGGAAUUUCUUCAUAUUUACUAACUUGAUGUCCCCCAGGUUGAAUUUUAUUUGUUCGAAGCUUUGUUAAAAUUGGUGCUCUAAUGACCAAGUUAUAGCCGAAUAAGUAGGUCCUUUUUUCAAAGACACCCUGUAUGUCCAGAACAUGUCUAGUUUUUAGCUUCAUGUUGUGCCAUGGACAUUACAGAAGUUUACAAAAUUUGCUGUUCCUGACUGCUUGCUUACAAGGUGUUCCAUGUAUGUCCCGCUGAUCAUCUGGCUCUAAUUCUUCAUGUACGUACAAAGAUUUAGCCACAAGCUCUGUGUGGAUUCAUAUAUGGGAAUAUAAAAUGCGCUUAUCAAUACCAUAUUUGCUAUUUCAACUUUACUGCUAGGCUUGCAAGUGAUCAGUAAACACGGAUCUAAUCUUGAAGCUAAAAACGUGCUCUUUAAAAUCGUGAACACCAAAAUGACUGAAAAAAAAGGCUGGAAAUUUUACUUUUUAACCUAGAUUUGCUUGCAAGUUGUUUAGAAAUAUGGAGAUAUUGAUGAACAUACUAUCAUAGUGAUGAUGAAAGUGACGUCGAAGAUCCCGGAUCUGAAUAUAAGUCAUGAGUGGACCAGAACCAGACAGCAAGUCCACUGACAUUGAGACUGAUGAGACUGCUGUCCUGGCUAAUUGGCUUAGCUGAACAUCUGCAUUGACAGUAAGAUUAAGAACACACACACUCUAUUCUAGCAACAAAUUGGUUAAAGUUAAAGUAUGUUCUUUUCGACCACUCUCAUUAGUUUGUUGCAAAUUAAACUUGUUUAUUUGAACUUACAAUCCCUCAAAAUGAUUUCAUGUUUUCUGCUCUUGUUUAUGAAUGAUGAAUAAAAUGAUUUUUGACUAAAACUAAAA
This is a messenger RNA of Aplysia californica (California sea hare), 4564 nucleotides long. Its product is annotated as general transcription and DNA repair factor IIH helicase subunit XPB. The record is from RefSeq and is a predicted model, not a curated record. The transcript has 20 exons. Gene Ontology annotation, molecular function: 3'-5' DNA helicase activity; ATP binding; hydrolase activity. NCBI's taxonomy places the organism in Eukaryota, Metazoa, Mollusca, Gastropoda, Aplysiida, Aplysiidae. Gene Ontology annotation, cellular component: transcription preinitiation complex; transcription factor TFIIH holo complex; nucleotide-excision repair factor 3 complex. The coding region runs from base 187 to 2553 and encodes 788 amino acids. Gene Ontology annotation, biological process: transcription initiation at RNA polymerase II promoter; nucleotide-excision repair.